This is a messenger RNA of Andrographis paniculata, 657 nucleotides long. RefSeq lists its product as uncharacterized. Lineage: Eukaryota; Viridiplantae; Streptophyta; Magnoliopsida; Lamiales; Acanthaceae. The record is from RefSeq and is a predicted model, not a curated record. Gene Ontology annotation, biological process: ubiquitin-dependent protein catabolic process. The transcript is spliced from 3 exons. The coding region runs from base 63 to 632 and encodes 189 amino acids.
CGAACCCGUACUUUGUCUCCUCCCCCAGUCAAUCUCUCUCUCUCUCUCUCUCUCUCUAAAAAAUGAGGUACACAGACGAUCAACUCAUCGUUGUCAAAAUUUCCGGCGGCUCGGUCACAAUCAGCUACCGCGCCAUCAAAUGCGCUCCGGUGCUCUUCCAAUACGUAAGAGACGGCUGCAAAUACAUCGACCCCCGCAUAAAAGACAUCGAAAUCACCGCCAUGUCCACAAUCGCCAACUACUUAGAAAUACAAGCGCAGACCUCCGGCGAAGAACAGAUGACUCACAACCGCAAGUUCCUCCGCGAAUCCGACGACUUGUUCCUCAUCUACCAUGUCGCCUACGCUGCGUAUCUCCUGGAUAUCGAAGAUUUGUACGAGCAUCUCUGCUCGUUGCUCACCCAGCGGUUUGGAUCUCUCAGCAUCGAUCAAAUUAGGGCAGGUUUCGGCGUCACCGUCGCCGUCGGUUUUACUCUCGAGGAGGAUCAGAGGAAUAGGGAAAACUAUCCGUGGGCGUUCCGUGAGAUUCGCCGGCCAUGGAUGUUCAGGUAUGACUGUGAAUGGAAAAAUUGUCCAACUGUCUCAAAAGGUGCAUGUGCAUGUCAAAGCCGUUCACCACAUAUUAUUAUAUAAGCAGUGAUUCAGAUUGAAUAUUUAU